UUCCAACAGCCACAACCAUGCCCUCAACCCGGAAAACUCGUAAUGGCACACGCUCCUCUCUUCUAACCCAUGGCUUCCCGACUUUUUAUGCUUGCUACCUUCUGAAAUCUAUCAAGUCAAUAUCAUCAAAGGCGACUUACAUUGGAAGUACUCCCGAUCCUCCGAGAAGGAUAAGGCAACACAAUGGCGAGUUAUCUCAAGGGGCAUAUAAAACCAGAAACAAACGACCAUGGGUGAUGCAACUCAUCGUAUAUGGUUUCCCUUCAAAAUUAGCAGCACUUCAGUUUGAAUGGGCGUGGCAGCAUCCACACGUCUCCAGACACAUUCGAGAUUCCAGUGGCAAGCGAAUCUUCAACGCCAGUGGACGAUACCUGAACCGGAACGUUGAAAUUCUACGACAUAUGAUAUCAAUUCACCCUUACAACACCUGGCCCCUCCAACUUAAGAUAUUCACCCGUGAAGCUCAGAAAUGUUGGGAAAAUGCUUCAAAGGCCAAAGACGGCAAUCCAGCAUCGUCGCCGCUUCCUCGAGGCUUCACCAUAUCGGUCGAGUUGGAAGGAGUGGACGGGAAGACGGGCUUCGUUGGAACGGGCAGAACGAGGCCAAUAGAGGUUAAGGAUGAGGGUUUCUCGUCAAACCACGUUAAAAAAAACCUAGAUCUCCUUGCUUCCAGUAAACAACUGGUGUGUGCAGUCUGUAAGGAGGGUUUGACGGAUUACACCAAUGAUCCUCUGUCACACACAUUAUGCCCAGAAGUAUCCUGUGUAUCUGCGGCGCAUCUGACUUGCCUCUCCCACAAGUUUCUUUUAGAAGAAUCCAUCUCUUCCAAGACGAGGCCAAUGAUCCCUAGAGGUGGCAUUUGUCCCGGUUGUUCGCACUAUGUCCUCUGGGGUCACGUAAUCAAGGGAUUGUACCGCCGUUCUGUAGGGGGGGUGAGAUCGGCAAUGGAGGACGAUAUGAACGAGGACGUCGAACACGGGGAAAUGUUUGCUUCGGACAGUGAUGAAGAUAUCACUUCACCUGCGUCCGUACGGAAACCUCAAUCGCUAAGCUCCAGCAAAGGGAAAGCGAAAGCGAGUAGCAGCGAAGGGGAAUAUUUCGAUUUCAGCACGGUUGACGCCUAUAUCUCCUCAGCAGAGGAGGUCUCCACUACAAGAGUAUUGAGACCCGCGACAUUGUCUCCGAGAAAACUAACUACAACCCUCAAGGCUCCAAGCAAAAGGCAGAGGACAAAGAUUCCUCUAAGUCGCAAAUCUCAGAGCAGUGAAGGAGAAGCAGUUGACUUCGAUAAGGUUGAAAUGUCUUCAUCUGCAGCCACACCAAAGCGUAAGAGAGGGAGGCCUGCGAAAACCUCAACAACUUUACACUCUGGGGUUGGAUCUAAAAAAGGUCGACCAAGCAGGACACCCUCAUCACCACCCACGCAGAUUAUAUCCCGGUCGAUCAGUUCCUGCGAAGUCCCGAAAUUCCGCAACUUAUACGAUUCGGAUGAUGCCACAGACAUGGAUAUACCUCACAGUGAAUAUCAGGAUGUCCUGGUGAGGUCCAUGUCCAGUUUGACAGUAUCAUCGCCUUCACCUGCCAUCAUCGAGAUCUCGGACUAG
Messenger RNA from Marasmius oreades (fairy-ring Marasmius), 1604 nucleotides. RefSeq lists its product as uncharacterized. Bases 18 to 1604 code for a protein of 528 amino acids. The transcript has 7 exons. Gene Ontology annotation, cellular component: Slx1-Slx4 complex. Gene Ontology annotation, biological process: double-strand break repair via homologous recombination. The record is from RefSeq and is a predicted model, not a curated record. Gene Ontology annotation, molecular function: 5'-flap endonuclease activity; crossover junction DNA endonuclease activity. Lineage: Eukaryota; Fungi; Basidiomycota; Agaricomycetes; Agaricales; Marasmiaceae.